AUGGAGGCUGGCCACUGCGACCAAAGUGAUGCGAACGGCGCCCUACGCGCGGGCCUGAUAGAACUUCACACCACCGGCGCACUUUGCGACUGGACAUUGAAGUGUGGCAACGCGACAUUCAGAGUACAUCGAACCGUGAUGGCCGCCAACUCGGACUGGUUCCUCAAGGCUUGCAGCGGCGGUUUCAAGGAGGGUAGCAGCGACACUAUCGGAUUACAAGAGGACGACAAUGAAGAUGCCGAAGACCUGAUCAGGAGCAUGAUUCACUUCUGUUACCACGGCCGAUGUGAGGACGACGGGAUCAUGAAACGCCUUACGCACAGUGUCCGUAUGUUCGCAGUCGCCGAGAAGUAUCUCAUCGAGCAGUUACAGGACUUGGCUGCAGACCGCCCGUCCAACCACCUUUUGUUGCGGGGCCGUGAUUACGGCGAAGACAUGGCCAACGCGAUCACAGAAGCAUACACCAAUGUCUCCGACCCGGGAAAUAUCCUACGCGGUACCCUUGUCGACUACGUCGCAACCUACAGCCACCUUAUCUUCGCGGAGCCAAAUAAAUCGGUAGAGUACGCGGCUGUGCGCGAGGCUAUCUGCCAGAUGCCAGAGGCCGCUGCGGAUAUCCUUCGAGCAGUGGCUGGGGCGGACAAGACUAAGGAGAAGGCUGCACACGACUGCCGCGCCACUCGGGAGAAGAGUAUCACGAUGUGGGUGUCGCAACAACAAAAAGAGCUGCAGGAUGAGAUGACGCUGACCUGUCCCAAUUGUGGCGUGACGGAAACAAAGAAGAAGAUUGAGUGGAUGCGGAUGUAG
This is a messenger RNA of Fulvia fulva, 807 nucleotides long. RefSeq lists its product as uncharacterized. The coding region runs from base 1 to 807 and encodes 268 amino acids. The transcript has 3 exons. The record is from RefSeq and is a predicted model, not a curated record. Gene Ontology annotation, molecular function: protein binding. NCBI's taxonomy places the organism in Eukaryota, Fungi, Ascomycota, Dothideomycetes, Mycosphaerellales, Mycosphaerellaceae.